AGUUCUCUCUGCCGGGUGCAGUUAAAAUACAACAAAUAAAAAUGACUCGGCAAAAUCUCAAAGCUAAAUAAUAUUUUUUAGAAGUAUAUUAACUUUAAAACAUAACAUUAUUACAAAUUACUAAAACUGAACAAUAACUGCAAGAUUUUUAGGCAUUUAUAUUUAAAAAAAGGCUUAUCAAUUAAAUCCAGAUCAGCUAUCUAAACAUCCAGAAAGAAAACAUCAAGCAGCUUAUUUUCUUUAAAGUCAUCAUCAGAAUAUCUUAAUUUAGUGAAAAUCUUCAAUGUCAAUCAAGCAACUCCUGAUUUAUCAUAUGAAGAAGCAUCUAAACUUCAACCCAAGAACAUAGAAGAAAUGUGGUCUAUUGUAAAGAAAACAUUAGAUAAGCAAGCCAUUAAUGUGGAACCUUUAAAAAACCGCAAAGGUUGGCGUACUAUUAGAAUAUUUGUAUCAAGCACUUUUAAAGAUUUUCAUCAUGAAAAAGAAGUUCUUGUCAAAGAGGUGUUUCCUGAUCUUCGGCUUUGGUGUGAACAAAGAAAACUUCAGCUUGUAGAAUGUGACUUAUGUUGGGGUGUUCCAAAAGAUUCUACAACAGAAGAAACUAUUAAAAUAUGUCUCAGUGAACUGGAUCGUUGUUAUGAAGAUAAUGUUUCACCUUUUUUUCUAAUUUUAGCAGGGUAAGUAUUUUUAUG
Molecule: messenger RNA, 692 nt
Organism: Hydra vulgaris (swiftwater hydra)
Lineage: Eukaryota; Metazoa; Cnidaria; Hydrozoa; Anthoathecata; Hydridae
Product: telomerase protein component 1
Cellular component (GO): Cul4-RING E3 ubiquitin ligase complex
Source: RefSeq, a predicted model, not a curated record